Molecule: messenger RNA, 945 nt
Organism: Alexandromys fortis (reed vole)
Lineage: Eukaryota; Metazoa; Chordata; Mammalia; Rodentia; Cricetidae
Product: olfactory receptor 10AG1-like
Exons: 1
Coding region: 1-945 (314 amino acids)
Biological process (GO): G protein-coupled receptor signaling pathway; detection of chemical stimulus involved in sensory perception of smell
Cellular component (GO): plasma membrane
Molecular function (GO): olfactory receptor activity; G protein-coupled receptor activity
Source: RefSeq, a predicted model, not a curated record
AUGAAAUACACAGAAAUCAGGGAAGAGCACAAUGCUUCUACUGUGACACAGUUUCUCCUCCUGGGAUUCUCUGACCUUCCAAACCUUCAAGGGUUUCUCUUUGGCAUGUUCUCCAUAAUGUACUUGAUUAUCUUGAUUGGAAACAGCUUCAUAAUUGUGAUUACUAGAAUUGAUCCUGCACUACAGAAGCCCAUGUAUUUUUUUCUGGCAAAUUUUUCUUCCCUGGAAAUCUGUUAUGUAUCAGUAACUCUGCCGAGGAUUUUGUUUAACAUUGGUACUCAAGAGAGAAGCAUUUCUGUGCUGAGCUGUGCCACACAAAUGUGUUUCUUCCUUAUGCUUGGAGCCACAGAAUGCUUUCUCCUGGCUGUGAUGUCCUAUGACCGCUAUGUGGCUAUCUGCAAUCCUCUGAGCUAUCAACUCAUCAUGAACCCAACAAAAUGCACUCAGCUGGCUGCAGGCUCUUGGCUCGGUGGCAUCCCAGUCCAAAUAGGACAAACCUGUCAGAUAUUUUCCCUGCAUUUUUGCAAUUCUAAUCAAAUCAACCACUUCUUCUGUGACUUACCUCCCAUUCUCAAGCUGGCCUGUGGAGACACUUCAGUGAAUGAGCUUUCUGUCUACUUAGUGGCUAUGCUCUUUGUUGCUGUCCCUUUUAUAUUGAUCCUUGCCUCUUAUACCAAAAUCAUUGCCACUAUUCUGAGGUUGCCAACAGCCACUGGAAGGGCAAAAGCCUUCUCCACUUGUUCUUCUCAUUUGCUUGUGGUGUUUUUAUUUUUUGGAUCCGCUACUGUUACCUACUUGAGACCGAAGUCCACUCAUUCUCCAGGAAUUGACAAACUACUCUCUCUAUUCUACACCAUUGUGACUCCCAUGUUCAACCCCCUGAUAUACAGCCUCAGGAACAAGGAUGUGAUUGCUGCAAUGAGAAAACUGUUACUUAUAAAAUAG